Fusarium odoratissimum NRRL 54006 is the source of this 657-nucleotide messenger RNA. RefSeq lists its product as uncharacterized. Bases 1 to 657 code for a protein of 218 amino acids. The transcript has 4 exons. The record is from RefSeq and is a predicted model, not a curated record. NCBI's taxonomy places the organism in Eukaryota, Fungi, Ascomycota, Sordariomycetes, Hypocreales, Nectriaceae.
AUGCGCUACGCUGGCGAAGUCGAGGGAUGGAUCAUCUUUGCAAUUGUGGCCACCAUUUGGGGCGGUCCUACUUAUCUCGAGUUCGCCAUCCGUACGCUCCGAUUGAUGAAAGUAUCGGUCCUCACCAUCACUGUUGUCACUGCCCUCUUUACUGUCGGAAGUGCUCCUCACAAUGUCUGGUUGCGAGUGUUGUGCAUGCCUGCUCCAGAGAUUCUCUACUGUCUUGGUGGCGUUCUGUUUCUCAUCACCUUGUAUAGUUACAUGGGCUGGGCAGCACCGUUUCGAAUUAGCUCAACGGCCAGAGGAGAAAAGGUACUGCCCGGUGUGUACUAUUUUAUCGAGGAUAUUGUGGCCGUCAAUCCCGGUGGUGGCCGCCCAUACCGAGAAGCUUUGUUCUGGUCCAUCACAGCCCUGAAUCUCGCCAUUCCCUUGACCAUCAUCUCAGUCAUUCCUCAAGUACCUGCAACGGUUGCAUACGGCGUCGCUUGGAUAGUCCCCUUCAUAUGGACCACCAUCUGGGGCAUCAUCACCAUUCAGUGGUGUAAGAGGGAUUUAGCUCGAGAAAGGCGAGAGUGGGAGGCAGCCAUUUCGUGCGAAAAAAGGCUUCAAGAGGAAGAGCCAAAGAAAUAUAGAUGUGGUGAUGGUACCGAGUGUUGA